Molecule: messenger RNA, 2023 nt
Organism: Acanthoscelides obtectus
Lineage: Eukaryota; Metazoa; Arthropoda; Insecta; Coleoptera; Chrysomelidae
Source: the annotation of a GenBank genome assembly
CACUUGUUGAUUUUAUAGGAUAAAGAAAGAGAAAAGAAAAAACUUGAAUCCGUCAAAAGUUUUCGUAAAUAUGUGGAUAAAAGUUAAAUCAAAGCUGUAAUGUGAUACAUAUUGCUCCAAAAUGGGAUAUGAUCAUCGUGCGAUUGAACCAAAUGGUGAAAUAUCAGGAAUUACAUUGUCAACAUUUUAUAAUCAAAUAUUUGGUUAAGAAUCUGAGAUAUGAGUCAAUCCUCUGGUCAUGAGCGUAUAUCACCUCUGCCUAUGGUAUGUCCACUAGUACGACUUGGCCUGAAUUCUAACUCAACAGGAACAACUAAAUCUGAAGAUGAAUCAUACAUGUUUGAAAACUAUGACUAUAGCUCUGAAUAUGACAAAUCAUAUAAAAACAAUACAGAUAGAACAUGCCACAACAAACAGAUGUCAAUAGACAAAAGUUACUUACAGAAACAGUCGAGUGAUGCUGAUUAUUUGCCAAACUACUAUCGGCCAAAUGAGUAUCUUCCAUCAUCUCAAGACUAUAACAAAAAUAACAACUUGGAAUCUCAACAUCAUAAUGUGCACUAUUCUCCCAAGCAUGAUGGUUUAUCUUUGUCUGUCACAUCGAAUUACUGGGAACAUGAAAACUAUGACAAAUUUCAAAACAAUCCAUCAGAUUUUUAUUCUUCCAAUAGUGAGCCACCAGAAACAAAUUAUUUAUUAGAGAAUUUCACGAAACUUGGUAAAUCUAGUCCAACUUUAGACCAAGGCUACCAUACUCUCAUCGGCAGCAAUACAGGUUUGGUCACAACAGACCUAUGGAGCAAUGGAAACUACAAAGGCAAGAAGUAUCAGACAAAAAAUAAUUCUUUUGACAGACUACCAGAUGAGCUAGUAGUGAAGAUAUUUUCAUUUCUAACAAGCAUUGAUCUGAGUAUCUGCGCUCAGGUCUGUAGAAGAUUUGAUGUUCUAGCUUGGACUCCAUCACUUUGGAGGAACAUUAUCUUAGAUGAUGACUCUGUGAGUGGUGACAGGGCAAUCAGAGGUGUAUUAAGACAACUCUGUGGGCAAGGCAGAACGGGGGCAUGCCCCAGUGUUGAAAAGAUUUAUAUUACAAAUGGGGUCAGGUUACUGGACAAGAGCUUACUGCUCUUAGCUAGGAGGUGUCCAGAACUAACCCACUUGCAGUUACAAGGGUGCAGUAACUUAACUAACAAUGCUUUAAUGGAAGUGGCUACUAGGUGUAUUAAUUUGCAGCAUUUAGAUAUUUCAGGUUGUACAAAAAUAUCCUGCAUAGGUGGCUUAGGACCUCCAAGGAGAUUACAGUUGCAAUAUUUGGAUCUCACUGAUUGUCUGGCAGUGCAAGACAGUGGUCUUAUGGUCAUUGUACGCAACUGUCCACACUUAGCAUAUUUGUAUCUAAGAAGGUGCAUCCAAAUAACAGAUGCAGGACUAAAAUAUGUGCCAAGCUUCUGCUCGGGCCUUAGAGAACUUAGUGUUAGUGAUUGUUCAAACAUCACAGAUUUUGGGUUAUAUGAGCUAGCCAAGCUAGGAGCAACUUUGAGAUACCUCUCAGUAGCGAAAUGUGACAGAGUCAGUGAUGCUGGACUAAAAGUGAUAGCGAGAAAAUGCUACAAGCUGCGCUACCUUAACGCCAGAGGUUGCGAAGCAGUUUCUGAUGAUGCAAUCACCGUCCUGGCAAGGUCUUGCACUAGGCUGAGAGCAUUGGAUGUUGGCAAAUGUGAUGUUAGUGAUGCAGGAUUGAGAGCUUUAGCAGAGAGCUGUCCUAAUCUAAAAAAGCUGAGCUUACGAAAUUGUGAUCUUGUUACUGAUAGAGGAGUGCAAUGCGUUGCGUACUAUUGCAGGGGACUGCAGCAACUAAAUAUUCAAGAUUGCCAGAUUUCUCUGGAAGGUUACAGAGCUGUAAAGAAAUAUUGUAAAAGAUGUGUUAUAGAGCAUACGAAUCCGGGAUUUUUUUAGCUUAUUUUUUUUAUGUGAAAUAUUUAUUUAUAUACCUAUUUUUUAUUAAAUUUUCGUAAUUUUGUAA